This is a messenger RNA of Diachasma alloeum, 4640 nucleotides long. RefSeq lists its product as uncharacterized. The transcript has a single exon. The record is from RefSeq and is a predicted model, not a curated record. Lineage: Eukaryota; Metazoa; Arthropoda; Insecta; Hymenoptera; Braconidae. Bases 346 to 3945 code for a protein of 1199 amino acids.
UCAGUCGACCGUGUUCAUUAUUCUGUCUCGUUUUAUUCCACCAGUGUUCCCCCGAGUGUUUUCACCCCUUCAAAUUUCUCUAUCCACCCCCAAAAAUAAUACCCGUCCGAUCCGUCUAAUUAAAUCGAAGAGCCCCGAGUGAUGACUACAACUCCAUAAAUACCUAUUACCCCGGGAAAAUUCUAGCUGUCAGAUAAGCCGGCGCCUCCCGGGAAAACAUUUCCAAACAUCGCGGGAGGAAAAAAAAACAUUUAUUCGUGCAGUUCCGCAUCAGCCGAAGCGAAUGGAACACACCCCCAUUUCCGAGAAGACGCGCUCAAACGGUCAAGAGUAACAUAACCCCCGAUGGACUCGGCGUACCUCGAGGCGAUCCAGGGGAUUCCCGGAUCGACGCCAGGCGAAAAGUACAAGGCGCUGAACGCCGCCGCGGCCGCGGUAAUAUCUUCAAAAUCAAAGAACCCCGACGUCAAUCCCCUCCGCGAGAUCAAAUCCCUCGGCAUCCCCGAGCCCCUGAUACCCCUGGUGCAUGCUGAAGUGUCGAAAAACCUUCGCGACCCGGUGGGAAUAAUCGAGGCGCUGAAAUCGGAGGACGAGAUUGUCUUUGAUCGUGCACUCAAGGCCAAGUGGUUCUUUGACGGCAGCAAUCCCCAAAUUACUAAUGCGCAAUACUACGAGGAUCACAUCUUCCCCGACGUGUCAUUGGACCACCGCGAGGCCCUCGUGAAGAAAUUAUCCGCGUCUUUAUCGUCCCAAAACGCGGAUAAAUCGAUAGCGGAGGGUUUUUACGCCGAAUUGGCAGCAAAAUACGGUGGAAAAUUGGCGGAGUCACUGCUGAUCGCCUGCAGCGAGGAAUUCAUUAAAAAGCUCAUCAUCGAGGAGCGGAAAAUCGGCCUCAAUACCCGCCUGAUGAAAAUUAUUUAUCGCAGCUAUCCAAAUGUCAUAAUCGAUUACCUGAAAUUGAGCAACCGCGAUGACCCUCGCGAGCGCAAUUUUGCGGUGGUAAAUAUUUCUGAUUAUACGGAUUUUUUGCCGAUACUGUUGAAGAGAAAUAUCAACAGUUUUAUCGAGGUAAUUGAGAUGCACGAGCGCUCGCUGGGGAUUAAAUUAAGCCGGAAACGAACCGAGUUAUUUAUGAAACAGGGGAUUGAUGCUGUCGUCCGCAGCCCCAGGGCCUUUCUACCGAUGAUGCCGUUGAAGGUCACUGGAAAGUUGUCAAAAGGUCAAUUCAAGUCGAUGUUCAGGAAUAUCUUUCCGGAGAAGAGGGAGCAGUUCAAGUUCGAGGAGAUUUUCGGGUAUUUAGAGUACUAUCAGGAGGAGAAGCUGGAGCUGUUGCUGUCGACUUUCGAAGAGGUUUACGGGGUGAAGUUGUUGGAUUGCGAGGGCCAGGUGACCCCGGAGGUCCUGAGGGCCCUUCCUGCGGAGGAGAGAGUGAGACAGGCGAGGAAGAAGCUGGAGAGGGACCAGGACUGGCACCUGGGGGGCAGCUGGGAGUUCAAGAUGUCGUGGAGGUGCUAUCUCUCGACUGAGGAGUCAAUUCCGAUGAUCAAGGAACAGAUCAGGAAGAGCUCGGACGUCAACGACAGGAGGGAUUUGCUGGAGCUGAUGAUUUUCACUUGCGCUGUCAACGGGGAUGAGGUGGCACUGCUGGAGGUCCUCAAGUACAUCAACGUGAGGCACAAGAACGAGCAGGGGUGGCUCCUGUUGGAGGUCCUGGGGGGAUUGCUGGAGUAUUUCCAGGCGCAGAACCUCAGCGCCGAGCACUGGGAGGUCCUGGAUGAUCUCAUUCGUCUGCUGGACGUUAAGAAUGAACUCCAGAGCAGAUCUGGUCAAGCACAGCAAGUUAUCACCGCUGGUAUCCACUUCAAUCUCAUCAAUAAGCUGCCGAUCGAUCGUAAAAUUAAUCUUCUCAUCGAACUCUACAGCAAAACUUGGGGUGGUAAGUGGAAUAUUUUGACUGAUUAUCCUGAUUAUGAGCGAAAGUGUUUGGAGAGUUUUCUGGAAAUUAUUGAACAGAGGUAUCCCGAGAACCAUGAGAUCUGGAAAGAGUCGUGGCCGGCCGCGGUGAUUGAUCUCGUGCAGGCGAUCUACAAUUUCAACGAGAGAAACUCGAAAAAUCCGACGUCUAAACUAGAGAAUUUCUCGUUGAAGGGUUUUCUCUGGUUAUUGGAGGCUGUCAAGAAAAUCCUUAACGAUAAAGAUGAGGAGAAGUGGACCAAAUCGAGGCUGUCGGAAAUCCUGAAGAAAGGAGAGAAGGAUCUGUGGGAAGCCUUAGUUCCAGGUAAACCAGAAGGGCCUGUAAUCAAUUUUCAGACGACAGAGGUUCUCUGUCUUCUCAAGAAAAAUCCAAAGGAGAUCCUGGAAAAUUGGGAGAAAUAUCUCGAGGGACUGAGAGAGAACAUCUACGGGAGACUUGCUCAGAGGUUCGUGAAGUCGUGUCGCUGGCACCAGGAAUUGCCGAUCAAGUUUUCACAGAAAGCUGUGAGCAAUCUCACGACCAACAAGGAUGCUUGGAGCUUGGUCGUCCUGGCUCUACUGUACGACGGAAGCGCCUUCGAGCGGGUGAUCACACCGUUCGUACCGAAAACCCCGGGACUUAAUCCAAAUGACGACAACGCUAAGACCAAUUUCGUCCUGACCUUCACGAUUCCCAAGUCACUGAACCUGGUGAUUCCACCGGUCUCUCCGGAUCUCGUCCUGGAGUUCUGCGUCGGGGAUUACAUCCACACGGCUGUUAACUGCCUGACGAACAUCGGUCGAAGGGUUUCAGCUGACAAAGUCAUUCCUUUCGCGAUUAAAUUAAUGGACAGGGGUGUGUCAAUCAAGAAACACGGCAUCAGGCUGUUCACUCGUGUGGCGAGGAACGAUGCAAUUAGAGUUUUAUUGACAAAUUUACUGAGGAAUGAAAAGCAUCGAUCGAUCCGGGCUAUUGUGUUUGAUAAGAUAAUGCAGAUGUUCAGGGAGGAGCCGAGCCGAGAGACAUGGCCGAUCAUGCGUGAGGCUAUUCAGGAUCUGCGGCCCGAUGACGACGCAAUUAUGGCCAUGACCAACAUCAGCAGGAUUCCUGAUGAGUUCGUUGUCGAUUACGUGAGAAUGCUGCUCGCCGCGAUCAGGCGGCUUGAGGGAGUGGAGAACGGACUUGACAGGAAGCAAGCUUUGGCCAGAUUCAGCCAACUCAUAAAUUCAGCUAUCAGCGUUGCUUAUGUCUUCCCAGAAGAGCUGCACGAAUUCAUCCUGAAGGAGUACUUUGCUGAUUUAUCGCAACCUGAUUAUGCUUUCUCACCCGCAAUGAGGUAUUACGUCGUUCGGGGGUAUCUGAUGAGGGCUGAGGAGAAGUUGGAGCAUCGUCUCCAGCAUCUCACAGGUUUGUUGACUGAGAUUAUUAAAAAGUACUGGGAUGUCGAGGGGGAGAAGGCGGGAUUGUUACUCGGGAAUCAUGUGGUUUAUAAGUUUACUCAAGAGGUCAUUGAGCAGCAGUUCUCCUCACCAAUUACUAAGGCCAUUGUGCAGGCGCUAUUCAAAAGCUUCUUUUCAAUUCUGAAACCCCCGCACGCGCCGACUUCCUAUUUAUAUCUCACCUACGCGGCUUCGUUCGAGGUCGCGAUAGCGCCGAAAGAUUUGGCGGGAAAAAUCGCGCAACUUUUGCCGACUAUCAUUGCUGCCCUCUCCAGGGAGUCACUAGCCCUCGUUGCUAAGGUUUUGCACGAGUUCUUGGACGCGAGGAUAUCGCGGGAUGAGUGGGGACACUCGGAGUUGGAGUUUGUGGAGAGCCUUCUCGAGUUUCAGAACGAGGAUUCCACUAUUUUGGCAUCGAUGAUGCUGAACUGUAGUUUUAAAAUUACGGAUGAGCCGCGCUUCUGGAGAAUUGUGAGGGGGUUGCGGAAACAUCAGCAUCCGGCUGUCGUUGCGAAUGUCUAUGUGUGUGUUAACCAGUUAGAGGGCAAGUGAUGGGGCAUGGGAGUUUCUAUUUUUUUUAUGCAGUGGGAAAUGUUGGAGUGAGCUAUUUUUUCAACUUCGAGAGUAGUUUUAUGCGAAUGUAAAGGUUUUUUUUUUUUCAAUAAUAAAUAUUGUAUUUUGCUGCAUUUCGAUGUUUUCGAAAGUGUCAGUUGUGUAUUUUUGAAAUUAUGCACAGAGGGAGUUAUUAAUGUGCGAGUAUGAAGAUUGAUUUUUGAUAAAUAAUAUUGUAUUUUCCAUUCUAAAGAGAUUCUGCGAUCAAAUCUACUAGAACCAUCUAGAUUUAUGCGACUCGAUUAUAGAAUUCUCACGUUAAAGUGCGAAGUUUUUCAUUAUAUUGGAUCUUGUGUUUUGAAUAGAGAAAAGGGAAUUCUAUAUUUCAAUUUCAAGAGUGCGAAGCUAUUCGUGAAGCGGAAUAUUAGCAUGCGAAUAUAAAGAUGUUUAUAUUUUGAUUUUUUCAAAAGCACUAGUUGUGUAUUUUUGAAAUUAUGCACAGAGAUAAUUAUAAACAUGUGAGUAUGAAGAUUAAUUUUUGAUAAUAUUGUAUUUUGGAUAUUAAGAGGUGAAUUUUGCAGCCGCAUUUUGCAGAUUUCGAAAGCGCCAGCUUUGUAUUUUUGAAGUGAUGCACAGAUGAAGAUAUGAAGAUUGAUUUUUGAUAAUAAAUAUUGUAUUUUGCAUUCUGCGAUCAA